Messenger RNA from Spea bombifrons (plains spadefoot toad), 3316 nucleotides. It is a transcript of the gene WEE1, whose product is annotated as WEE1 G2 checkpoint kinase. The record is from RefSeq and is a predicted model, not a curated record. Gene Ontology annotation, molecular function: magnesium ion binding; non-membrane spanning protein tyrosine kinase activity; ATP binding. NCBI's taxonomy places the organism in Eukaryota, Metazoa, Chordata, Amphibia, Anura, Pelobatidae. Gene Ontology annotation, cellular component: nucleus. Bases 114 to 1673 code for a protein of 519 amino acids. The transcript has 11 exons. Gene Ontology annotation, biological process: protein phosphorylation; mitotic cell cycle.
GCCGCCUGGUCCCCUGGAUUACCGCUUACAUUCACCGGAUUACUCCACUCCAUCCCGGCCUCCGGCCAGCGGAUGAUGCUGUGCGGCCCUGCCCGGGGCCCCGAUAGCGCAUCAUGAGUUUCAGCUCGACUCCCCGCAGCCCGGGCCUGCUCCGCACCCGCCUGCAGUUCUCUCCCAGUGACUGUGAGGAGGAGGAUGGACAUAGCACCGGUGAGGACUCGGCCUUCCAGGAGUCUGAUUCGCCCGUUUCUGGCUCGAGGGGACAGCUCGAGGAGGGGCUCGGCUGCUCCCCGGUCAAGUCCCCCGGGGAUUACUUCAUGAACGGCACCCCGUCUCCGAGCCGCUACCGGAGGCAGGAGCGGGAGGGCUCGAGUUCCCCCAUCCCAGACUGUCCGGGCACCCCGCCCCACAAGACUUUCCGCAAACUGCGGCUCUUUGACACACCGCACACCCCCAAGAGUUUGUUGUCGAAGGCUCGGGUCGGCGGCUCCAGCUCCGUCAGGUGCAAAGGGGGCACUCUGUUCCCAGAAUCAGGGAAACCGGGAAAAGCAGAGUCCACCUACAGCACGCCGCAGGUCAACAUUAACCCCUUCACCCCCGAUUCCCUGGAUCUGCAGAACUCAACCGGCCUUCGCAGGCGCAAGAGAACACAUUGGGAUGAUUCUUAUGGGGAAGAUAUGGAGGGCAGCGAUGGAGAAUUGGAAGAGGAAAGUGUCCGACCCGCUAAGAGAAUAACUAUAACGGAAAGCAAUAUGAAAUCCCGAUACGCAACAGAGUUCCAUGAACUCGAGAUUAUAGGCUCCGGAGAGUUUGGGUCCGUGUUCAAGUGCGUGAAGCGUCUGGAUGGCUGCAUCUACGCCAUUAAACGCUCCAAGAAGCCUCUAGCUGGCUCGGUGGAUGAGCAGAACGCUCUCCGGGAGGUGUAUGCGCAUGCCGUCCUCGGGCAGCAUGCUCACGUAGUCCGGUAUUACUCGGCUUGGGCAGAAGACGAUCAUAUGCUCAUCCAGAAUGAGUACUGCAAUGGUGGCAGUUUAGCUGACGCAAUCAGUGAAAAUUACCGGACGAUGCGCUUCUUCACAGAACCCGAAUUAAAGGAUUUGCUCCUGCAGGUGGCUCGUGGUCUGAAAUACAUUCAUUCGAUGUCUCUGGUGCACAUGGACAUCAAGCCAAGUAAUAUUUUUAUUUCUCGGAUAUCUGUCCCAAUCUCUGCAUUGGAUGAGGUUGAUGACGACGAGUGCGCCCCUCGGAAAGUUACUUAUAAAAUAGGUGACCUUGGCCACGUGACGCGUGUUAGCAGCCCCCAAGUGGAGGAGGGAGACAGUCGCUUCCUUGCUAAUGAAGUCUUGCAGGAGAACUAUACUCACUUGCCCAAGGCUGACAUCUUUGCCCUGGCGCUGACAGUAUGGUGCGCCGCUGGCGCUGAGCCCCUUCCGUCCAACGGGGAGCCCUGGCACGAAAUCCGGCAAGGCAAAUUACCGCGGAUUCCACAGCUGCUGUCCCAGGAGCUGCUCGAUCUGAUUAAGCUCAUGAUCUCUCCAGAUCCAGAGAAAAGGCCUUCGUCCGUGGCCCUCGUGAAGCAUUCGGUGCUCUUAUCCGCCUCUCGGAAAAGCGCUGAGCAGUUACGGAUAGAGCUGAAUGCUGAAAAGUUUAAAAAUGCCCUUCUUCAAAAGUAACUGAAGAAAGCGCAGAUGGCAAAAGCGGCCGCUGAAGAAAGAGUUCUCUUCCCGGACCGAGUGACGACAAGGUCAACUUCGCAAAGCAGCAGAGCGACGCGCCUUAUCGGGAAGAAGAUGAACCGUUCUGUUAGCCUUACUAUAUACUAACGCACAUACCCUGCCGCCAUCGCUCCGCGGUCGCCGUAACGUUUACGGCUUUAGAGUUCGCUUUUUAAUGGACGGUGUGUAGCUGUAGAUGUUAAUGAUUAACAUCCCUGUUGAGGUUUUAUAGGAUUUCUUUUUUUGUAUUGCCUGAAUUAUGGUUCAGUUAAUUACUUCUGUGCCCCGGUUGGUAGACGGGAGUCCUCAAAAUAUUGUAUUUGUAUUUUCAUUACAAAUUGGCACUAAAUGGAAAAACCCAGGGGUAGAUAUUCUUAGGGUGUCUAUUCCGGGUCAAAGCGGAUAACGUGCUUGAAGUUAGUAAGUCUUUCUAGGACCCAUAAUGUUAGCCUCUAUAGGGGUAAAGUGAUGAUCGAGUCUGGCUAUUAGAAGCCAGAAGGAGAGAGCCCUUUCAGAACACACAAGCGGGCAAGUUGGUGGCUUCUUACACCAAGUACCGGCCCUGCCUUUCAUCGAUUAGUUUUUUAAAAUGCGUUUCUCUCCGGUAAUAGCCGAUAGGUAUAAAGCGCCGCGAUGUGCGCUGAUCCAGUGUUCCCUUCCUGUAAAUUUGUAUAAUAAUCCGGCUUUUGUGUCAAGUUUCUGUAGGUAGCGGUGGAAGCCGACACGAGCCGCUCUCAUUUUUUUGUACAAUGGUACAUUUUUAUUGUGAAUUUUUAUUGUAUAUUCAACUUUGAGCACUUUGGCACCAGGCAAAUUGUGUGGAAACCCAUGUGUUUAUUUGCCAUGUGAAAUUUGCUGCUAUUUUAGGUUUUUGUCUCGUUUUUUUUGUUUUUUUCUUCUCUCUAUUGGCUGUAAAACUGUAGCAUUAAACAAUCAUCGUUGUACUUUAACCCAGGAAUCCCCAAUGUGAACGGCCCGGUAGUUGGAAAGAUUGUCGAUUACCCGAGCUCCUUACAGUUUGAGCGAGAAUGUGCCCCGUUACCCUCUCCCGCGUGUAUUAUGUUUUUAUGGGACUUUUCUGCUCUAUUGCCUGAGUUGUAGAUUAACUGUACAUAUUUCUUUGUGUAUUUUGUCUUUAAUGUGAAGCCCACGGGAGCCCCGAGCUUCUUUUAAGUGCUACCCUUUGUUUAAAAACGGCAAUGAAUUCCUCUUUGCAUAGAAGAUAUGCAGUGAUUACGAUGCCUCUUCCAUCUCUGCCGCAAGUGCGCUGGAUCCCCGAGUACAUAUACUGUAUUCCCCCGAGCUCCUGUCAGACGCCCCUUCUCAGUGUUUUUUCCUUGGAGGCAGUAUUUGCCGCGGGUUUAGAUCUGCUUUCCUCCACGGAAUGUGCAAACGUAACGAAGUCUCCAAUUUCUGGCUCCCAGGGCCAGGUUUGUUCAAACCGUUUAGGUAAUCGGGGCCUCGUUUUGUACGCCUGACUGUUCCUUCUCCAAACAAAGCUGCGUUUUGAUAAAGAACGAGCCGGUGCUUCCGGUUCUGCGCUUGUGAUCAUUUUUGUUCCUGUAAAAAAAAUGUGUAAAUAAAGUUUGUGCCUUUCUGUC